Molecule: messenger RNA, 5039 nt
Organism: Paramisgurnus dabryanus
Lineage: Eukaryota; Metazoa; Chordata; Actinopteri; Cypriniformes; Cobitidae
Product: neurotrypsin
Biological process (GO): proteolysis
Cellular component (GO): membrane
Molecular function (GO): serine-type endopeptidase activity
Source: RefSeq, a predicted model, not a curated record
GCUGUGGACGCUAUGGGAUUGUCCGCAGUGCUACGAUCAGUGCUUUGCUUUAUAGUUUGUUUCCUAUCCUGCCGUCUUAACUGUAGUGAAGGCUACCAGCGGAGGUGUCUUUUUUCAGUGUUGCCUCCUAACGAGUGCAAAACUCAGUCAGACCCCAACAUGGGAGGGGUGUCUGGUGGUGUCAGUCGUUUCGAGGGACUUUUACAAGUUAAGGUUAUAUCUUGCUCUGUAUUUCUUACGUUGGCUAUUUUUUAACACAAACUUACUGAGACGAGAACGCAUCAGAAUACCUUUAUAUGAAGAUAAAUGUCGAGCGUGUACAACGAUGAUGGGACAGUUGUGGUGGAUCGAUGGCCAAUGACAGGAUGGAUAUCAUCUUCUUUAUCGCUACUGUCUUUCAUUUCUUCAUUUGUGUUUAUGGUGAGGCAGGACCAAAUGCCGUCGAUGUGAAUACGCUACAGAGCUCAGGUCCUUUGUCCUGCUCUGAGAGCUUCACUGAGUUGGGUUAUUAUAACGGAUCGGUGUCUCAGACGGAUUCCGGCUCUCCCUGUCUUAAGUGGACUGAGUUUCCAGAUUACAUACUGCAGUAUCCUGACCAUGGGCUGGGAGAGCACAGCUACUGUAGAAACCCUGACCGUGAAUCCAACCCCUGGUGCUUUUUCAGGCAGAGAUCUGGAGCCAUUGGGUGGGCCUACUGCGACUGUCACCAGGGUGCGGCUCGGUUGGUUGGAGGUUCGACUAAUAAGAAUGGCCGUGUCGAGGUGUACCUGAAUGGCCAUUGGGGAGCGGUGUGUGACACCCACCUGACUGACCGAGAUGCCAGUGUCAUCUGCAGACAGCUGAGACUGGGUGAAAUCGGGACCGCACUUCGACAUUCCUACUUUGGACCUGGUUCCGGUCUUUUCCACUUUGAACGUCUUAGCUGCCAUGGCAAUGAAAACUCUCUGCUGGAGUGCCGAAGCAGGAAAUAUGUCUCUGGCGACUGUAACCAUGGCAAUGAGGCUGGGGUGGUAUGUGCUGUACCUCAGGGCAAUGGUGCCCCCCUGAGGCUCGUGGGAGGGCUUGAGGAUUUCGAGGGGCGUGUGGAGUUGUACCAUAACGGGAGAUGGGGUACUAUCUGUGAUGACGAAUGGGAUGAUAUUGAUGCCGAAGUGGUCUGCAGGCAACUCGGAUUGGGUGGUGUACCAAAAGCAUGGACAUGGGCUCACUUUGGAAAGGGAACUGGGCCUAUCUUACUGGAUGGGGUACAGUGCACAGGAAAUGAGCUUUCUCUUGAGGAAUGUCCUCAUGCGCCCUGGGGCCGACACAACUGUGACCACAUGGAGGAUGCUGCAGUGUCAUGCAACCCAUAUACAGAUGGAGUUUUACGCUUGGUGGGAUCUGACAGCCCAUGGGAAGGACGACUUGAGGUGUAUCAUGCUGGAGAAUGGGGCACAGUUUGUGACGACAACUGGACCCCGCGUAACGCACAAGUGGUGUGUCGACAACUCGGUUACAGAGGGCGUGCGGAGUUGGCUCCAGAUGGGAUGUAUGGACAGGGUACAGGGUUGAUCCUCCUGGAUGAGGUGAAAUGUGAAGGGGGAGAAAAUUCACUGCUAGAAUGUGCCCAUAGUGAGUGGGGUCAGCAUGACUGCUCUCAUAGUGAGGACGUGGGCAUACACUGUGAAAGGGAAGGACAUAACAAUGAAAUUCCUGAAGUUGCUGUUGCCACAGGUCCUCUGGUGAGACUGGUGGAUGGUGAGAGCCGUAUGGAGGGCCGUGUAGAGGUGUUCAUUAACGGCCAGUGGGGUAGCGUGUGUGAUGAUGGAUGGAAUGACAUCAAUGCAGGAGUCGUCUGCAGACAGCUAGGAUUCACAGGGGUCUCCAAGGCCCGUUCCAUGGCUUAUUUCGGUGAGGGUCAGGGACCCAUUCAUCUGGACAAUGUGAAGUGUGUUGGGACAGAGGCUUCAUUGGGGGAGUGUUCAGCUGUGGGCUCAGACGCUCAUGACUGCAGGCACAGUGAGGAUGCAGGAGUCAUCUGUGACUACAUAACUGAACCCGUGAAAGACGGUGUGAUGGGAAAACAAGAGUGUGGUGUGAGACCUAACACACAGAGGCGCAGAAGGAGGAUUAUAGGAGGAGACAAAUCUCUACGGGGGGACUGGCCGUGGCAAGUAUCUCUGUGGCUAAAGUCUCAAUCAAAAGGCACUCAUCCGCUUUGUGGGGCAACUCUCCUCAAUUCCUGUUGGGUUAUUACAGCCGCCCAUUGCUUCAAGAGGUUUGGUUCUGACCCCUCCCGUUAUGUGUUAAGACUCGGUGACUACCACACAGAGGAGAGGGAUGAUUUUGAGCGCACUCUCUCUCCCGAGCAAAUAGUGAUUCACAGGAAGUACCACAGCCAGGGCUGGGAGUAUGAUAUUGCUUUACUGAAGUUAAAGGGUACACAUGAAAGCUGUGUAGCUUUUAACCCACAUACUAAUGCAGUAUGCCUACCGAGUCAAAACAACAAGAAGGGCAGAAGGCCUAUAGCCUGUGUUAUCACUGGCUGGGGCAUUACAGACUCUGAGUAUUCCCGAACCCUCCUACAGGCCUGGGUUCCUUUACUGCCUUCCUGGAAGUGUAAAAAACGUUAUGGCAGUCGCUUCACCAGCCGCAUGUUAUGUGCCGGCAGCUUGUCAAACCAUCGGCGUGUAGACAGUUGUCAGGGUGACAGCGGAGGGCCACUGGUGUGCCAGGGAGAGGGUGGCCACUGGAUGCUUACAGGAAUCAUCUCCUGGGGUCAUGGUUGUGGGGACCCCACCUAUCCCGGUGUAUACACACGGGUCAGCAGAUUUCUUAAGUGGAUUGAGAAAGUCACUCAUAGCCCUGCCAAAGUUUAACAUAAUGCCUUUGAAAGGUUUGUUAGCUGGUUUGAUCCAAUUUUAAGUGUUGCACAUUUACUACUUGCACCAUGCCAUGUCAAUUCCGUUUUUCUAUAUUUGAAGAAACAUUCAUGAAAAUGCACAGGAAUGUGAAGCCACAGAUCUUAGAAGUGGGUUAUAUGAUGUGAAUAAGUGUUCUUCUGGAUUGGAAGGUCUUCGAUGGAUACGCCUUUGUAAAUAAGUCAAUUUGCACUAGUUUGCAUGUCAUAUAUGAGGAACAUUUGUGGGAGUUAUUUGAGUUUUUGGUUCAGGUUCUCAAAUUAAAUAACAUAUUGCACUUAAACAUUCACACUUACUGGUGUACACUUGCAGUAUAAAUUUAAUUCAUGAACAUUCCACAUGUAUAAGUUAUUAAUGUAUGCUGGCGAUAGGCAUGUCAAGGGUUUUUAUUUAUUUACAGCAUAUUGCUCCUACACAAGCUCUUACCUAAGAGAUUAUAUGUAUGAUAAUAUCAGUAAUGAAGUGAUAAACAGUUGACGAGGCAGUGCACUGCACAACAGGGUAAAAGUUGCAGUCUCAACAGAAAGCAGUAAAGUUGACUUGCCUAUUGAUCAUGCUCAUUAAAAAUAAAGGUUCCAAAAAUUGUAUUCUGGCUGUUUGGCUCCAUAAAAACCUUCAACAUCCACAAAACAUUUCUGUUGCACAAAGGGUCCUUUGUAAAGCUGCAUGAUAUUGAAAAAAUAAUGCAAUAUGCGUUAAUUUCCCAAAAAAGUGCUUUAGGUUUGUACAAUUAAUUUGAAUAAUGCUUUAAGUUUAAAAUUAAUUUGUACAUUAAAAUACAAUUAUAAACUGAAAUUCUAUCCAACAAAAUUAUACCAAACAUAUGUUUCAGAUUAUUUUUAAUUGUUGAUUAUCUUCCACACAUCAGAGCAUGCACAUGUGCCCUUGCACAAACAUGCAGGCACUAACAUGGUUCCUUUAUGGCAUCACUUUUGGAACAUUUAUUUUUAAAAGUGUGACCAAUGUCUGAAUUUAAACUACCCAGUCCUGCCAAGGAAAAAAUUUAAUUGGGAGGAGGGAAGUGAUUUAAGAUCUAGAUUAAAUUUGCUGUUGAGUGUGAGAUGUAAUCUGUUACCAUCUGUUAGUCACUCGAUUACGUUGUUAAGCUACAAGGUGCUUGAGUAAUGUAUAUUAUGUUUUUUCCUUUCUCUCAGAAUGUUUUUUGCAAUGUUUCUGCUGCUUUCUGUAGCCAAGUUGCUAUUCAGGUUUAUGGUUGUGGUAUUUAUUUAAGAAUAUAUAGGCUUACACAUGUAGUUUUUUUAAUUGAAAUGAGGUACAACAGCAGUGUAGUCGGCUGUUUUAUUUCAGUUUGUGUUAAAGGUGCAGUGUGUAAAUUUUAGCGACAUCUAGUGGUGAGGUUGCAAAUUGCAACCAACGGUGCAGUCCACUGCUCACCCCGCACUCUUGAAACUCACAGAGAAGCUACGGUAGCCGCCACCAGAAAAACAUGUAAUUGUCGGAGACAACUUAGUAAAAAAGUUUGUCCGUUAAGGGCUUCUGUAGAAACAUGGUGGCACAAAAUGGCGACUUCCAUGUAAGGGGACCCUCUUGUAUGUAGAUAAAAACGUCUCAUUCUAAGGUGAUAAAAACAUAAUGGGUUCAUUAUAAAAAGGUCUUUAUACACCCCUGAUAAUAUAGUUUUGUAUAUUAUUUUGCAUUUCUGUCAAGAGAUCUUUCUAAAAAUUACACACUGCACCUUUAAGAAUUUCUGAAAUUAAGACAAAGCAAUGACGAAAAGUGAAAUGAUGUAAAUUAUUUUAUUGUUACAUAAAACCAUGUUGCUAAACAAGUCAUUGAAAUCAAUGGCAUACAAAGUAUUGUUAAGAUGCUUGUGUGACUGUACUUUUAACAUGUGAAGGUUGUGAGCAGUCAUGCUGAUUUAAUGCUUUUAGCAAAAUUGUGAAUAGUCAAAAAUGUUUAGACACCGAAUUAUCUCUAUAACAUAACAUAUACUGAUUACCUGACAUUAUUGAUGGUUCAUGUAUUGGAAAUUAUGAUGUGGAAGCAAAAAUGAAUGCAUAGUAUCAUGUUAAAGCAUCAAAAUAUUAAUCAUUUGUCUCCAACAUUGUGUUUGUAUUGCAUUUUCACAAUUUGUGUUAAUUGGCCACACUAGCUUGAAACAUGUAAUAAAAAUUUGAA